AUUGAUAGCGCUUCUCCGGCGGGCUGCGAGAUUUUGACACACCGCCGGCACGAACAAUGCAGCCAGUCAGCCGCGGCGGAGUGACAUCGUCGGGAGGCCAUUUCACCGCCGUAAUGCAGGCUCAUUCGGCUGUCAGCGUCUGAGCGGCGUCAGUGGCUUGUGCGAAACUCCAUUCGUAAAGAAGUGGCCUUUUCGGUUUCUGCCAAACGAGGCGCUUAUAGAACCCUCUCCCGUCGCAUUUGGGGACUCUGAGCGAUCAAUGAAGGUCGCACAUAAAUUCGGCGCACGUUACAUGGCGGGUUCUGCUGAAUACGAGACAAAGUUUUUCACUGUGGAAAUUGUGGGAACAGCCAGCUUCAACGCCUCGGACUCUGGGAUUUUUGGCAUCGCCGGGUCCAACAUUUGGAGCCCUCCACCUCCGCUCCAUCACAAAGUGAAUGUUGAUAUGCCACAUCAGACCGUUGAAGUAAAAGAUGAACAGCAGUCGAAUGUCCAGGAGAAUUACCAAACAAAUCAGACCUUCAACAAGAGCACCCUGUUCAUAGGGUGGUCAGGGUUUUUUUUUCUUUUUUGUCGCACAAAUGGAAGCCGAAAACAAGCAGGCGAUGAAUCCAGCAGAAGUGAUGGAGCCCAUGACGGUGACAACGUCGGUGGCUGGACCGGAUGAGUUUGAUCGCAAUGCCCCGCGAAUCUGUGGUGUGUGCGGCGACAAGGCCACCGGCUUCCAUUUCAACGCCAUGACCUGUGAGGGCUGCAAGGGAUUCUUCAGGCGCAGCAUGAAGCGUAAAGCCUCCUUCACCUGCCCCUUCAAUGGAAGCUGCACCAUCACUAAGGACAACCGGCGUCACUGCCAAGCCUGUCGCCUCAAACGCUGCAUCGACAUUGGCAUGAUGAAAGAGUUUAUUCUGACUGAUGAGGAGGUUCAGCGGAAGAAGGACAUGAUCCUGAAGAGGAAGGAGGAGGAGGCAGCCAGGGAGGCCAUGAAGCCACGACUGAAUGAGGAACAGACUCGGAUCAUCUCCUGCCUGGUGGAAGCUCACCACAAGACCUACGAUGCCUCCUACUCCGACUUCAGCCGCUUUAGGCCGCCGGUACGCGAAGGCCCCGUGACCCGCAGCGCGAGCAGAGCAGCCUCUCUUCAUUCACUCUCCGAUGCUUCCUCUGACUCGUUCAACCACUCACCCGAGUCCGUGGACAACAAGAUGAACUUCAACAACCUGUUGAUGAUGUACCAGGAUGGAGCCAGCAGUCCGGACUCCAGUGAGGAGGACACCAAGUUGUCCAUGCUGCCCCACCUGGCUGACCUGGUGUCCUACAGCAUUCAGAAAGUCAUUGGCUUUGCCAAGAUGAUUCCAGGAUUCAGAGAGCUGACUGCUGAAGACCAGAUCGCACUUCUGAAGUCCAGUGCCAUCGAGAUCAUCAUGCUGCGUUCAAAUCAGUCGUUCAACCUGGAGGACAUGUCCUGGAGCUGUGGGGGACCGGACUUCAAGUACUGCAUCAAUGAUGUCACUAAAGCGGGCCACACUCUGGAGCUGCUGGAGCCACUGGUGAAGUUCCAGGUUGGACUGAAGAAGCUCAACCUGCAUGAGGAGGAGCAUGUGCUGCUCAUGGCCAUCUGCCUACUCUCCCCAGAUCGGCCUGGUGUCCAGGACCACGCCCGAAUCGAGCAGCUCCAGGACCGGCUCUCCGACAUCCUGCAAGCCUACAUCCAAGUCAACCACCCGGGCGGCCGCCUCCUGUACGCCAAGAUGAUCCAGAAGCUGGCCGACCUGCGCAGCCUGAACGAGGAGCACUCCAAGCAGUACCGCUCGCUCUCCUUCCAGCCGGAGCACAGCAUGCAGCUCACCCCGCUGGUCCUGGAGGUGUUCGGCAGCGAGGUGUCGUAGCAGAGGCAGCCUCCACCACGCAACCAUCCCCACCACCCUUCUCCACUGUUCAACCCUGGCCUUUAAAACCCUACACUCAGUUCAACUCAAGGCAGCACGUCUCAUACACCUGGGCCUCCAGGUGGCUGCAGCAGCACAUGGAUAAGCAGAUUGUAUUUUCAUCUUUGGAUAUCAAAACAGGGAAUCAUGCAUCAUUUCACUACGUCACUCAGCUGUGCCAACAGGAAAAAGCAACUCUUUGCAUCGACUUUUUUCUCAUCACAACCUCUCUGGACCUCCUGGCUUCUUCGUGUGCAACAUUUCUACAUAUUUUUUGGGGCCGACGGAUGUGGCUCCAUUGCAUCGAAAGGCGACCAUCCAGCGUGGCGUCUAACAACAAAGCUAUCCAAAUAUACUUCUCCACCGAGGGCCUCCUCCCACACGGCUUGCCGGCUUCGUCUCAAGUCAAAGGAAGUACGUGCUUUUAGAUGACUUGGAUCGGCCCUCCAGUUGUGUGCGCGCUCGCUGAGUGUGAGACUGUGGAGAGGCGAUGCACAACCCAGAUUGGAUGGAUGGGAAGAGGUGCUACACUUGGGAAAUUCCUUGUCACGAAAGGGAUGUCACAGAAACUAGAAUGUAUCGACAAUGUGAUAUAGAUGAAAAGUAUAAGCUGAUUUCUAUAUAUAAUGGUUGCUUCCUACUCCAUGGGAGCGGAUGUUGUGGAUGGGGAGGAUGCAGAGGAGCCUCCUCCGUGUGCGUGUUUCAGCGCCUCAACACACGACCGUGCGGGCGCGUGUGUACAGUACCAGAGACUAUUGAUGGACCACAAGGGGGUGCAGGCUCUGAAGGAGGGCUCAGUGCAGGGAAAUCUCUCUCUCUCUCCAAUUUGGACCUGUGAAGUUCGUGGACUGACAUUCUUAAAACGCGCCGUCAUGUUGUCUUUUUGGAUCCACAGUAUUUGUUUUGGUCGGUCAGAUCGCUGCUAUGACAGUUCGGGUCCGACAGUUGGAGGAGAGAAGCCAACGGCCUGCUGUUACCUCAGGGAAGUGUUUGUCUGAUGCUCGUGCGUGUGCGUGUGUGUGUGUGUGAGAGAGGCGUGAGCGUACAAUCAUGUGGAGGAGCGUGUCUUCAGAGUUCGAAGCAUCACUGUGAUUUCAACUACUACCAUUAAGCUGAUCAGUUCUGGACAAAUGGAAUCCAGUCAAGCCUUCAAAUCUUUGCUGAUGGCAGCAUUUCAGUCUGCCUUUUUUUUUUUUUUUUUUUUUUUUUAAAUCCACAAUGGACCAUCUACAUCCUCAGCCGUCGAUGAUUGAAACACCAGCCACAUAAGCGUCACCAGGACAUUGACUCGUCACUACAUAUCGCUCAUCCCCACCUCUCUCUCUCGCGCAGCCCUCGGUCACCCCCUUGUGGACACACCUUGUAAAUACCACUUGCUAAGCCUGUACAUACUUGGAGGUGAACUAGCUAUAAGGAUUGAUGGUAACGGAGCCCCGGAGACGCAGCACUAUAUGCAAUGAUACUGAGGCGUGUGGGCUGGAGAACACAGCUGAGUUGCUCAGGAUCCACAGGAAGCCCAUGUGGAAACAACCUGAACUCCUUUGAAUCGGUGCAAAUCCAACAACUUUGGAAGAACAGAAGCAACACGAACCAGAAUUCGACAGCUUUAAAUGGAAUCAAAUUGUGUUUUGAAUCAAGAGUGAAUGUAUUUUUGCUUCCAAGAAUCUCCUUAUUUUAAUCCUAGUUGCAAUCAGAAAUAUAUACACGCGAUUGUACGGAAGUACGUCUUAAUUUAUUUAGAUAAACUUCAAAAUAUUGAUGAUUAUUUUUAACGUCGUAGGAAUAUCUACUUUGUAUCGACAAGUCAAAGGUUCAGGGCCCCCCUCAUAAAUGGAGCCUGGUCUUCCUCUAGCAGCUCAGCGUGUGGCUCUCUCUCAGAGCAAUCGAUAAGCUUGGGACAAUGACUUUAUAUUAUCCACUUGUAUUUCUCAUAAACACCAGUUGCUUCUCUGUGGAUGAUGUGCGCCAGCGCCCUGGCUUGUGCCGGGACACUGAUGUGGCUGGACUGGUCCGCUGCAGCAGCCAUUUCCGUGAUCUGGAGGACUUGUUGUGUAUAGGAGGCAGUGAAUCCAUCUUCAUACGGGGCCCAUCCCAAACUAACACUGCCUGAAGUGAGCGAGUCGGCGAGGGAGCACUACACUAACCAGACCUCUGAUCAUAGCUUUAACUGACGGCUCUGCGCGUGGACGCGGCGCCCGCUGAGAGGGCCACUCAACGCUGAGACUGCCGGGAUCAACAGCGUUUCCUCUUCUCACCGCUCGCAUCGCAGCUGUUCUGUUUCCAGCAACAAAGAGAAGGACUUGUAGUUUUGUUGUUUCGAACAUCUUUGUGUUUUGAAUGGAAUGCAGGGCAGAGGAAGCUAGUGAGGGCUGGCGCCGUGUUCUGACCCGGAAGCUCGCUUGUUUACAUCCACAGCAACGCAGCGUGUCGGGAUGCGAGUGAGAGCGCCACCGACUGAGCGCUAACAAAAGGACCGUGGCUCUCCUGAUGCACACUGGGUUGCUGUUGAUGGAAACAGUGGUUUGUUUGGAUCCAGGAGCGAGCCACCGUCUGUGCCGGGCCGCCGCUCCACCUCAGUAGCCUUACUUACUUACAGGAACCUUACUCGGCUUCUAACAGAUACCUCAACCCAUUUCCUGGACAAUGUUUCACAAUAGCCUUUCUGGGAACCAAACACACACACACACACACACACACACAACACUCUCAAGCUCAGUGUUUCGACUCCAAACGUUCUGCAUUUCACUUGUACGAAGGAGGUUUGCUAGAACUGUCGGAUCCCAAUGCUCCCAAAUGUCUCUUCUGUCUCUGGACACUUUUCUCGUCUGCCUCAUCAACAUACUACCUCUCCCCCUGCACAUGUGGCACGGCGCCCUGCUCCUGCUCACGAGACACUCACCUGGAUUUGUGCAGUUUCUCCUUCUGAAACUUCUCAUCUCACCUGGGAAUAUGCACCUGGACUUGGUGUCAGUGCAUCAGAUAUUUGGACUCACACUAGUGUAUUGUGUUGCUUCCCGCCCCCCCAAUCCCCUCACCGCUGCCCUGUAGCAUCAUUUCUUGUUUUGUUCUGUUUUGAUUCUGGCUGCACUUUACUGAUCCCAGAGGUCUUUCUCACAGCUAACACCUGUUUAUGGACUGGUGCAUGGAAACAGCAUGGAGGGAAGUGAGCGCGAGCUUCAGCAACAGGUGAACAAACGUGGGUACGUUUUCUCUUCAAGGUUAGUUCAUCACCUCUCUCCACCCUGAUCACUCUUGCUUUUCCUCCAACGUCUUGUGGCAUUGGGAUCCAGUUCAGAUGGAAUUUAGUGUCUGUGUCUCCCACACACACACACACUCACACACACACACACGCUCGCUCACUGCUCUGCCUUCUUCCUCACUCGCUCCUCCUCUUGGUUUGCUGCUCACUUGUUCCGUUUUCAGGUAAAUGAGCCUUUGACAGUGAAUGACGUUUCCACUGCUCUUCUGCUGCUCAGGACCUGCUCUUCAUCUUUUCAUGUCAAAGCUUCGACAUGUGGACACUUUCCAUGUAACACGCCAUCUUAAAAGACAUCCGUUUCUAUCUGAGUGCAAAAUGGCCAAAAUGUAUUUUUCUUCACUCAUACAAAAGUCUGAAUUACUAUUUUUGGAAGCUAAAAUUGUAUUCCAUUUUCUCAUAUUUAUCUCCUGAAAUGUAUAUUUUUAAAUAUUGAAAAAAUGUAUGUAUAUAUAUAUACACACACACACCAAAAAAUUAACUGUUAAAAAAAGUUUAUACAUAUUUUGCCCUUUACUGGAAAGGUGGGUGAGAGUUUGGACCUCAGAAGAGCCUUAAGGACAACUGUCAUUCAACUGGUGUGUUUCUCUUGUUGCAUCUCUGCUACCUCUUCUAUAUGCUCUUACACACACACACUCAGAUGGACACACUUACACGCUCAUGAUGUGCACUUCUUUCCUUCACCAGCAGUUUUUUGCCAAUGAUGCACUUGUGUUUUGUCUGCAAAAGCUCUGCAAAGUCUGUUUGUUUCGAUCCGUUUCUAAGACCUGCCAGGGGCUUAGACGUCAUUCAACAGGGUUUAAAUCUCAGUCAUCGACUUCAAAUAACAAACAGAAAUGCACAUAGUUCUCAGUUGUACCUUGGUGUGCCUCGAACCCACAGCCUUAUUUUGGGACUAUAUCAGGGGUUUUAAUGUCGUAUAUGUGGUGUGAAGCCAUUUCAUACCAUCUCCAACACACUCAUGAAUCUUAGCCUGCAGUCCAGUCCCAAGAUAAGCCCCCUCCACGCACUCGCACGCAGUCAAACCCGCCGGACCUCAGCGCUUCAUAGACCGCCGCAAGGAUUGGCUCUCCUACCAAAACCCAGCGUUACUCAUGCAGCGUCUCUUCUGCCUGGCCCAUGUGACCAGCCGUGUUCUCCUGUUGCUCGCUUCUUUGUUUUCCUGCUCUUGGAAGUUGAUCCAUUUUACUUUGCUUACCUUGUACGUAGAGAUGUUUUUGAGGAAAUCACAAAUAAAGCAGCUGUACAUACUGAUGCGGAACACAAAUGUCUUUACUCUCCUGUCACGUGACUUCCAGCUCUUAUUUGCUCCUCAGAUGACCCUCUCUGUCUUCUGUCAUAAGAACAUCAGAGACUCUUCAGUAAUUCAGAUUUCUUACUGAGAAAAGACCGUGUUUUUCACCACUUCUAUGUGCAUCGUCCAACCGACAACCUUUGGACCUGUUGAUCCGAAGUUUGGGUCUUGUACUGCAGAUCAUGAUGAAGUUGAAGCAAUGAAGUUUGAUGCUCGUGACAAGCGUCAGGUCAUUGAAAACAAGGCGCCUCCUUUUCUUAUUUUCACACACUUGUACUGAAUAAAGAGGAUGAUAUAUAUUUUUUUUCCCUGUUGCCAAGAGUCCGACGUGAAUAGUUGUCGCUCCCGUUCCCUGCUGCGAUUGAAAACCUUGGCGUCAUCUGAAGGGAAGCGCUGCCGAGUGCCAGAGAGGAGGCCGUGGAGCUCAGUGCGCCGAGCAGUCGGAGGAUGAGAGGCACUGCGGUGGCGCUGCUGACGCACAUGUGAAACAUGGAGGGAUGGGAAGGAAUCUCAGGCUGGAAGGGAGCAGACCUCAAGGCGAGGUCAGAAAGCCACUGGCGACGCACAAGAGACAUGACUGGGGUCACCACGCCUCUGUUCUGACACCUAUCGCAGGAGGUGCGCAGUCUCAGCGCAGCAGCCUUCAAAUGUUGUGUCCAACGUUUGCUCACGAAGCUGUUGAAGCUGUUCUUGUUUGAAGAAGCCAUGAAGUGCUGCCUUGGUAUGUGCACUCAAGUGUCUGUGGUCGCAUACUUAUGGGGCCCUGGGUGUGUGUGUGUGUUCUGGAGCGUCGGCGCGUGGGAAUAUGGUGGAGGAUUUCUGUGGUAUUUUUCAUGUUUGUUAUUAAAUAUUGCCACAAGGGACCGCGAGCAAACCCCAGACACUCCCCCUCAGCUCCACCUUCUCGUGAUCCCUUCUCCUGCUGGGCUUCAAAUAACAAUGGAGUCGCACCGCUAGGCUUAAAUAAGCCCGACUCUGGAGGAGAAAGGCCAAACAAACCAGGGCUCAGAAGGUGGCGCCCUCGGUUCCAAUCCAAAGAUCUCGGAGCAGAGGGCGCCAUCUAGUGGCCUGCGAAAAUGAGGACACCGUUUCCUGAAGCCUCAUGAGCGCGGUGGCCUUGACUCCUCUGAUCGAUAGGGAUGGAAAACCCCGGCAACAGGAAGAGUGCGUUGCACAUGUUCGCUCCGAAAAGCUCUUGCUGGCUGCCGAGUCUCCGCAUGAGGAAACACUUCAACUCUGAGAGCAGUUUGAGUCGUCUGGCAUUGAGCUGCAUUCUCUCGCUCAAGGAGGAGAAGGUCAAGUUCUGGGUGGAGCGCAUAGAUGAGGGGAUUCAUACCACAGAAUAUACAUCUUUCUUGCCACACCAAAAUCUUUCCCUCAUCUUUGUUCGCCCUGCCUUAAAGGGGCUUUGACCCAAAUCACCCCAGAGGAUCUGACUGAGUCAAACUGCCAGUAUUUAUCUUUAUCUAUGUAAAAAAAAUCCUGUUUGAAUGUCUGAAACCCAGCCAGAUGGUAUUUCUUCAGUGUAGAGCUACGAAAAAAAGAAGAUAAAGACAAUUGAUGUGCCACAAUAGUGACAUGCACAGGCGUCAGUUUCGAGGGUUCUGUCACCAACACACUUCUUCCACAAUUCUUAUAAGCCAUCGCAAGAUAGGCCAUUUUUCGUAGUCUAGAAAAUUCUGAUGCUCCUGAAUGCACCAUCCGAAUGUAUGAGACAGAAAUGAAACGUGGUUUUUUUUGUUUUUUUUUUUGCUUGUUUUGUGUGCUGGUUGGGGUCAAAAAAGAAUCCACAAACUUCAGUGUGAAGGUUAAACAGUGUUGUGCUGGCUGUGAUGCGCCAGUCUCACGGACUUCCCUCUGGAGCCGCGGUGAUUUCCUCUCCACUCUUUUCAUGGCGGCCAUAUUUUUGGCGCGAUAUGCUGCAGAUGCCGUUCAUCAUCUUGAUCUUUUCAUUUCUUCUCCUCACCGGAUGUUUUUAUUGGAGUGGGUGCAGAUGCUUCCUGCUUGUUGUUUGGUUGAAACGUCCGUCUCACUUCUGCUGGUGAGAGUGGAGGCCAGUGUUUUUGGUUUGGUGUGAGUUGCGGUGUGCGGGCAUGUUUGAGGAAUGUCACCUUGUAAAUGGCUGAACACUGUGUGUUCCCCUGCAGUCGGAAGCGUCUCAGACCAGGUGUGUCACACGGUGCGUUGCUUGGCGACUGCAGCGUAGAGUCGAUUGUCCGUCAGUAAAACAACACAUAUUGUAGACGUCACACAUUACUUUUGUAAGACCUUUUUGCUCUCCGAGACUGAGGUUUUGGUCUUAAUUCGUCCUCCACAUGAGGAACAAAGUUGAAAAAUGAUUUUCACAAUUCAUCCUUUCCAUGAGAAGAAGGAGCUCCAUUGUGUGUUUGUGGACCUGGAGAAAGCGUACGACACGGUGACAAGGGAAGAGUUGUGGUAUUGUAUGAGGAAGUCUGGAGUGGCAGAGAAGUGUGCAGGACAUAUGCCAGGUGUGAGACGGUGGUGAGGUGUGCUGCAGGUGUCACAGAGGAGCUCAAGGUGGAGGUGUCACUGCACCAAGGCUCAGGCUCAGGCUCCUCUUUGCAAUGGUGAUGGACAGGUUGAGAGAUGAGGUGAGACACGAAGCCCCUUGGACCAUGAUGUUUGCGGAUGACAUUGUGAGAGCAGGGAGCCAGUGGAGGAUCAGCUAGAGAGGUGAGGAGAGGAAUGAAGGUUAGCCGCAGUAAGAUGGAAUCCAUGUGUGUGAAGAAGAGGGAGCCAAGUGGACAGGUGAAGUGACAAGAUGCAGAGAUAAAGAAGGUGGGAGGUUUGAAGUACUGAGGCUCAACUGUCCAGAGCCAUGGAGAGUGUGAGAAAGAGGUGAAGAAGCGAGUGCAGGCAGGAUGGAAUCAUGGGAGAAAAGUGUCAGGAGUGAUGUGUAACAAAAGGGUGUCGGCAAGGAUGAAAAUGAAAGCGUCCAAAAGGGUGGUGAGGCCAGCAAUGUUGUAUGGAAGAUGUUGAAGCUGGAACGGCCAGGCAGAAGGAUCGGAUGUUUGCCGUGUUUACAGCGACGACAUGAACUUCAGCUGACUGACCUGUCACCUUGGCUUCCAUCUGACUUCAAAGCCAUUCUGAACCGGAACCUCCGCAUUCCUCCGUCAGCCCAUCCACCCCAUCGCUCUCGCGUUUCUCCUCCGCCUUGUUUUUCUUUUUUUUUCUUUCUUUUUCAGAAGCAUGUGAGAGCGCCAUCAGCGACUCCAAGCUUUUCCGCACACCCAGCCAAAUUUAUCCCUGUGGUUUUCCGCAUGUUUAUUUUGGGUUUGCUUCAGGGACGACAUAUCUGCGGGAAAACCAAGCGGCCCCGGGCGGGUGCUUUCCCUCUCCAGGGAAUCAUCGCUACCUGGGUAAAAAUAGAAGAGGAGCCUUUUUCGGGAGAUGAAAUGAAAGAUCUCGAGUCUCCACACCCGACUCUCGGCUGCUGAAAACACUCAUUUGCGUCCUGCUUUAGGCACAAAGGGCCUGAAUUCAUGAGCUUGAGAGUGGAACGGCUUUCAUCCAGUCACCUUGUCUCUUCAGCGUGAACCUGGUGGCUGCCACUGUAGAAUGUGUGUAGGUGGAGAGGAAUUGUGGGGCAGGAAAAAGCCACCUCCGCAGCGACUCCUGGGUUUGACCUGUGUUCAACAUGUGUCUGCUGCAGUCAUCCACCAGUGCUACCUUCCUGCUACUGUUCCGUCCAUGGGAAUGUUUCCACCGCCGGGUGGGAAUCACAUUGCAACUGUGGGCGUCUUGGCUCAAGAGUCUGCUUCCAUAUUCCACCGAUAUCUCACGUCGGGAGCCGACCCUUCCCCACUUGAGUCAUGUCUAGCUGAAGAAGCUCCCUGGAUUCAGCAUCAGAGAAACAGAGUCUGAUCUGGAACAGAGACAAAGGAGCCGUGGAACGUUGGACGGAGAGCCGCACUUCUGUUCCA
Messenger RNA from Synchiropus splendidus (mandarinfish), 10422 nucleotides. RefSeq names its product vitamin D3 receptor A. The transcript has 11 exons. Gene Ontology annotation, biological process: positive regulation of transcription by RNA polymerase II; negative regulation of transcription by RNA polymerase II; cell differentiation. The record is from RefSeq and is a predicted model, not a curated record. Gene Ontology annotation, molecular function: zinc ion binding; nuclear receptor activity; vitamin D response element binding. Gene Ontology annotation, cellular component: nucleus. Bases 582 to 1886 code for a protein of 434 amino acids. Lineage: Eukaryota; Metazoa; Chordata; Actinopteri; Syngnathiformes; Callionymidae.